GCCAGCGUGUUCCUGCCAGGGCUGGCCCGGUGAGGAUACCGGAGCUGGGAGCCGCAGUGCUGCUGCGUCACACCAAGGACACGGCUCGGUUGACCAGUGAUGGUGGUGUGGGAGACUGGGAGCUGGCAGCCGACCUGACCCCACGCCAGGCCCUGUCCUCGGGGGCUGCACUGAUGGGUGGCCUGGCCGGAGGGAUUGAGAUCUGCAUCACAUUCCCGACUGAGUAUGUGAAGACGCAGCUGCAGCUGGACGAGAAGGCAAACCCUCCCCGCUACAAGGGCAUCGGGGACUGUGUGAAGCAGACUGUCCGUGACCAUGGCAUCCGGGGGCUGUACCGGGGGCUCAGCUCGCUGCUGUACGGCUCCAUUCCCAAAGCCGCUGUCAGGUUUGGAAUGUUCGAGUUCCUCAGCAACCAGAUGCGAGACGAGCAGGGGCGGCUGGACAGCACGCGGGGCCUCAUCUGCGGGCUGGGUGCCGGCGUGAAAAAAGGGGUCUGCCCCAUGGAGACCAUAAAGGUGAAGUUUAUCCAUGACCAGUGCUCUCCCAAGCCCAAAUACCGCGGCUUCUUCCAUGGUGUCCGGGAGAUCGUUCGGGAACAGGGAUUAAAGGGGACCUACCAGGGCUUAACUGCGACCGUCCUCAAGCAAGGUUCGAACCAGGCCAUCCGCUUCUUUGUCAUGACCUCUCUCAAGAACUGGUACAAAGGGGACGAUCCCAACAAAGUCAUCAACCCCUUUGUCACGGGGGUGUUCGGAGCCAUUGCCGGAGCUGCGAGCGUCUUUGGCAACACCCCCUUGGAUGUGGUGAAGACCAGGAUGCAGGGGCUAGAAGCGCACAAGUACAAGAGUACCUGGGACUGUGCCUACCAGAUCAUGAAACACGAAGGGCCCCUGGCGUAA
This is a messenger RNA of Apaloderma vittatum (bar-tailed trogon), 899 nucleotides long. Its product is annotated as tricarboxylate transport protein, mitochondrial-like. The transcript is spliced from 8 exons. The annotation marks the transcript as partial. Lineage: Eukaryota; Metazoa; Chordata; Aves; Trogoniformes; Trogonidae. Gene Ontology annotation, biological process: mitochondrial citrate transmembrane transport. The record is from RefSeq and is a predicted model, not a curated record.